Aphis gossypii (cotton aphid) is the source of this 4947-nucleotide messenger RNA. RefSeq names its product activated Cdc42 kinase-like (gene Ack-like). Gene Ontology annotation, biological process: protein phosphorylation. Gene Ontology annotation, molecular function: protein binding; protein tyrosine kinase activity; ATP binding. The record is from RefSeq and is a predicted model, not a curated record. Bases 596 to 3277 code for a protein of 893 amino acids. The transcript has 17 exons. Lineage: Eukaryota; Metazoa; Arthropoda; Insecta; Hemiptera; Aphididae.
UUAUUGUAGUCUGUUGAUUGUCGAAUGCGCCGACUCCGGGCGCCGAGCAGAGCAGACAGUACUUCGAGUAGUAAACACUAAACAGAGAACCGUACUGCCGACUGCUGUAGUAUUUAGAAGCCAGUAGUCUAUUGUCAUUAGUGCAAUAGUGUGCGCUACUGACUAGUACAGUCGUAGUCGGUAGUCGAUAGGUUCGUGUAGUCCGUAGAUGCUUUCCUAGUAGUUAAUUUUAUAUUGUCCACUUUGGGUAUUUUAUAAUAAUAUUUUUUACACAAUUUAAAGAGUUUAAAAUUAAAGAAGUCUGCGGUAAUCGUCUGUAACAAUCGAAGAAUGACUGACUGACGUAAAUUUGUUAUCAAUGAAAAAUGCUUUUUCUUAAGACAUAACUACCCACCGUAUAAUUUUUUAAUAAUAUUUCGAAUAUUUAUUCCCAUCGGAUCCAGACGCUGCCGUAAGAUGACUACAUCGCCAUAACACCUACUAUUCUUCCAGCUGGCUAUAUCCGUUUGUUGGUAUAGUCUUUGGACCACAAUUGUACGGUUUCUUCAAGAAUUUCACAUUUUUAGGUACUUUGGAUUCAGUAGUAGCAGGUACAAUGUCAAAAGUUAUCGAUCUGUAUGAGUUCUUGAUGGAAGCAGAACUCCAUCAGUACUAUUCAGAAAUCAAGAAUGAUUUGAAGGUGAUGACUGUGCCUCAAGUAAAGUUUGUCACUGAAGACGACCUGUAUCAAAUUGGUAUGACAAAGCCAGAGAUCAGACGCUUGAAAAAGUAUUUCCAAAAGUAUUAUCCACAAAAUUAUUUUUCAAAGUUUAAAAAAUUAAUUUCUUCAAAAGAUAAUAAAGAACAGUGGAGUGAUAGUUCUGGUUCACAAGAUACACUGAAGCCUAUUUAUGAAAAACGAUCGCCAGCUCGUGUUCCCAACAAACAUAUUAUUCCAGCUGAUUCCAUAACUAUUAAUAAGGAGUUAGGUGUAGGCGAGUUUGGUGUAGUCCAGCAAGGUGUUUGGACCAAUGAAGGAGAUAGGAUUCAAGUUGCCAUAAAAUGUUUGAGUCGAGAACGUAUGCAAAAUAAUCCUAUAGAGUUUUUAAAAGAGGCAGCCAUCAUGCAUAGUAUUGAUAAUGAACAUAUUGUUCGGUUGUAUGGAGUAGUUUUGGAUACUAAUGCCUUAAUGCUAGUUACAGAGUUAGCACCUUUAAGAUCUCUUUUGGAGUGUUUAAAAGAACCAUCACUUCGUGCAAGUUUUCCAGUAAUGUCGUUAUGUGAUUUUGCCAUACAAAUAUGUCAUGGAAUGCAUUAUUUGGAAACCAAAAGAUUAAUACACAGAGAUUUGGCUGCUAGAAAUAUAUUAGUGUUUACAAAGAACAAGGUGAAAAUAUCAGAUUUUGGAUUAUCGCGAGCACUAGGUGUCGGUAAAGACUAUUAUCAAACAAACUUUAAUGUGAAUCUGAAAUUACCAAUUGCCUGGUGUGCACCCGAGUGCAUAAGUUAUUUACGUUUUACUUCAUCUUCUGAUGUAUGGGCAUAUGGUGUCACUUUAUGGGAAAUGUUCAGUUAUGGCUUUCAGCCUUGGGCAGCACUCACAGGACAACAGAUUCUUGAGGCUAUUGAUGAACCUAAUUUUCAGAGAUUAGAACAGCCUGAUUGCUGCCCUAAAGAAUAUUUUAAUGUCAUGACUAAAUGUUGGCAACACGAUACUGCUAAAAGACCUAAAUUUUCUGAUUUGGUAUCAAUUUUACUUGAUUGUAAACCUGAGCAAGUGCAAACUGUUGUUAACUUUGAAGAUAAAAAAAGAGAUAUGCUUCAGUAUACUAUUGGAGAAGUUAUAACAGUACUCGAUAAAACACCUGGUGUUCCCACCUUAUGGAAAGGUGUAUUGUGCAAUGGAAAAACUGGUUUUUUCAAUCCUUCCAAUACUGUGGCUUAUUUAGGUUUGAAUUUACCAUCUAACAGAAAUUCUGAAUUCACUAGAAAUGAUUCAAAGUAUACAUCCCGACGUAGUCGUCUGAGGAUUGAUAUGAUAUCUUGUCCUCAAGGCGAUGUUAAACAUAUGGGACAUGUAGGUCUAGAUGGUGCAUAUUUUGGAGAUAUUGAAUUUAUGAGUACAAAUGCACCAAAAUAUAAUCAUUUACCACAUCAAGUUGUUGCUCCAUAUAAACCACAAGAAGACUGUGCUAGUGUUAGUGAUUCACCAACUUCAAUUAAGGCUUGUUCAGAUCGUGCUCCUUUACUUAAUGGUGAUAAAUCAGAAAGCAAAAAAAAUGUAGACUUAACAACCUGGUUAGAUAAAAAUAAGUUGACAAAAAUCUUAUCUGACCACGAAUACCAUGAAAUUAGUGAUGAAGAUACUGUUGCUGAAAGUCCUAGGUUUGAAAAAACUUUUGACUUCGGACCAAGUCUUGUUGAAGAAAUGGAAACUAUGUUUAGAACUAUAAGUACGAAUGGAGUGAGUAACUAUGCUGUAUCUCCACCAAGGUCUCCACUUGAUCCUUUGGACACAAAUCAUAGAAAUGAAUUACGAGAAAUUGCUGCUACUAUUGCUGCCGCUGUAAAUUCAAAGUCAAAAAAGAAACAAGCUACGGUCAAACCGAUAUCGGCUUCUGACGAAAAGAGUCUCGAUUCUGCUAUUGCAAUGGCUAAUGAGAUGGCCAGUCGCUCUAUGGGAUCUGAUAUAGAACAACCACAUCACCAGAUACCUGAAUCUCCGUCAUCACCAAGUAAACGUAAAUUCACGUUCAAAUUUCCUCCUCCAAUCGGAUCUCUUACGAAAACUCAAAAACACGAAACAAAGACGUUCACUGACGAAGCUGCUUCCAUUCCAGACAUUCAGUCUUGUAGUAGUUUGCAUUCAUUUUCAUCAUUUAUCAGCGCCGAAUCUUUAUUGGACACCGCACCGUUUCGUCUGCCCUUGUGGGAUAAGGCGUCCACAGAAUUCUAUUUUGCACGCUCUAGAGAGUUAUUGACUAAGGCCUCUCCUAGUAUAGGUUCACUUGAUUACAUUUCUUGUAAUUCAUUGAAGACUAUUGAACGCUCUAAUGUCGAUUCUACAGAAACAUUAGUUGGCGAACAAUAUUCAUGUCCUAGUUCACCUAAACUAAGAAAUAAAACAAAAAACGUCGAGACAUUUCGAGCAAAUACGCUCCCCAAUAGCAAAAAAUGUGAUAAACUGAGGCGAAGUUUGUCGGAUUCUGAGAGUAGCGUAUUAUAUACUUCCAAUGAUGUCUUAAAUAAAGUUCCUAUAAAUAUCUCUUUGAUCGAUGACGAGACUGCUGAACUCUAAGUAGUAGUAUUUGUAAUUGCUUGUAAUAUUUUGUAGUAGUUUAGUUGGUAGUAUAGUUGUUGUAUAUUAAUAAUACCUAAUUACAAGUUGUAUAUAUUAUAGUUUUUAUGCUGGUAGUCGAUUUUUAGUGAUAUAUCUUGAUAUUUAUUAUUGUUUUAUUGCAAUUAGUAAUAACUAAUAACUUAUGAUUUUUCUGUUUAAAAAAAUGUGUUCCUUAUUAUUUAAAUUUAAUUUUCUUUAAAUAAAUUUAAACAAUAUUGUAUAUUUUAUGGAAAUAUUCAAAUAUAUUCAUAAUACAUAAAAUAUUUUAUAAAAAUUAAAAUAAAAAAACAAUUUUUGUCUUUAUCCCUUAUAUUUUUGAUAUUAGGUAGGUAUUAAAUAAAUAAUAGGUAUUCAUAUUUUUAACACUGUGCAUUUGCUGUAUACGGUUUUUUAAUACUUAACCAGCUGUAAAUCAUAAUAAUAUUUUGAUAUGCAUCAUUUGGACCUGCCGAUUUAUUAUUAUAGUUAUUUCUCUGCUUUAUAUAACAUUUGCCGCUGCGCCUUUUUCUGGGAAAUAGCUCUGAAAUUGUUUAACGAAAUGCACACAUGGACUCGAACACACACUUUGCUUAUAUAAUAAUUAUACUUGUGUAUACUGUACACAGAUGGUGCAUUAAUAAUGUUUUGCAUUUUACCAGAAAUGUUGUAUCUAUUUAUAAAGAAUAGAAUGUCUGAGGUUUUAAGUACAAAAUUUAUAUCUGGUUAUUUUUAUUUAAAAGUCACGCAUAAUAGUGUGUUAUAUAUUAUACAUUUUAAUCGAAACUAAUAAGUUUUUAGUUCACAAUCUAGAUUUUUUUUACAUCAAGAUAAAAUAAAAAUAAAGUAAUUAUUUGUAAGAAUGAUUGUUAAAUAUUAAAAAUAAACUAACGUAAAAAACAAAUUUGGUGAAUUUAAUAAUUUUCAAUUGAAAAUUGGUUUCGAAUAUUAAACUCAUAUAUGAACAUAUGGAGUGUAGGCGUAGAUAAGCGUUACUAAUUUUUAGUUAAUAUAUUCUAUUUACUGGUCUGUAAAAAUAUUUAAUUAAAAUAUUUUGUUUUAAUUUUACGGAUGUAUAAAAAAAUACUGCCCGAAUUGUUCACAUUAUUUACUUGUUAAAAAAAACUACCUAGCAUUAAACGAUUAAAAUAAACUACCAGCUAUAUUCUUUGCAAUUCAUAACUCUUAAAUUAAUUAGUAGAACAAAUCUCAAUCUAACCUAUAAAGAUAGCAUGUGAUUUCAGAUUUGUAAUUUUGACAAUGUAUAUAAACAUAAUAUCAUAUAGUGCCUUUAUACGACGAAACUUUUUAUAAUCUAAAACUGUAAUUUUGCAGUUGGCUUGUUUAUCAAUAACCAUUAUUAUAAUUUUUCAUUUAACGCUCAAAAUUAUUUUAUAGUUUUAUACAUAUUAAAUACAUUUUAGUUGGUAAUGAUAGUUUUUUUAAUCAUUGAUUAAAACUAGAUAUUUUUUUUUAAUGCCAUUUUUUAGUUUUUAGUUUUAUUUUUGUGUUUUAUUUUUUUGUUUUUAUUUAUUUAUUUUUUUGCUUCCCAUUAUCCUUCUAUCUCCCUCCAUCGGUUUCCUACACUCGCACUUUCAUAGGGAUGUUUAACCGAAGAAGCUAAACAAGCGUAUAAUGGUCUUAUCGAAAAA